AUUCGAACUAAAUAUUCCAAUAUGAUUGUUUUCUUUAUUUAAUUUAGUUCAAGAUCGAAUUGAAACUCAAUGGCCAAUUUAUACAGCAUUUUAUUAUCUUCAAUUACUUGAAAUCUAUUUUGAAAAUAUAGCUGAACGACAACUACUAUUUGAUUUUAUUUCUAUUUAUUUAUUAACAUUACAUGAUAAAGAAACUAAACCAAUUAAUCCACCGAUACUUUCAUCAUCAUCAUCAUCAUCAUCAACUUCAUCCGAUGAUGACAAUUGA
Molecule: messenger RNA, 268 nt
Organism: Rotaria sordida
Lineage: Eukaryota; Metazoa; Rotifera; Eurotatoria; Philodinida; Philodinidae
Source: the annotation of a GenBank genome assembly